Theobroma cacao (cacao) is the source of this 841-nucleotide messenger RNA. RefSeq lists its product as uncharacterized. Gene Ontology annotation, biological process: proton motive force-driven ATP synthesis. The record is from RefSeq and is a predicted model, not a curated record. Gene Ontology annotation, molecular function: proton transmembrane transporter activity. NCBI's taxonomy places the organism in Eukaryota, Viridiplantae, Streptophyta, Magnoliopsida, Malvales, Malvaceae.
UCUGCUUUCUAACAAGUUUGUCGAUGUUAUCCCGAGGCCCACACAGAAGUGGGGAGGCCCCCAAAGCCCAAAACUCAAAACCUUAUAAGGAAUCUGAGAAAUAACUUAAUUACCAUUUGAAUACUUCCAAAACAAGUCAGAAGUAAAUACCUAACCUCCCCCUUGAUUCAUGGCUUCAUAUUAGCAAAGGUCACUGUUUCAUACAGUUGAGACUUAACAUUUUCUCCAACACCUAAGAAAAAAAAAAAAAAAACAACAAAGAAGAAGAAGAAGAAGAGAAUUACUGGAAAGGCGUUGUCUUGAUGAAAUUCUGAUCUCAUUUGAAGGAAUUGCAUGGCUUCAAAGUUGCAAACAAAGGCAGCUCAAGUUUCACAGUUUGUGACCAAGAAUGGCAGUUCUUACUACAAGGAGUUGAUGGAGCGAAACAAUCAAUAUAUCCAGAAACCAUCCAGCGCACAUACAUGCCAAUUGUUGGCAAAGCAGUUGUUUUAUACUAGACUUGCCAGUAUUCCUAGACGAUACGAGGCUUUGUGGAAGGAGCUCGACUCCCUCAAACAAUUCUUAAAGACCAAGGACGCAUGGAGCAUGGAGAAUGCUAGCGUUGCUGCUCUGUUUGGAGUUGAGUGCUAUGCCUGGUCCUGGGGCGGGGAGAUAAUCGGGAGAGGGUUUACACUUACGCGUUACUAUGUUUGAAAAUUGCCAAUCCUAGCAGUUCCAACUCCUUUUGGGGGACUUGAGUCCGUGAGCUAGACAUCUCUUUCUAGCAAUAAGAAUUUGUGAACCGUUUCUGCUGCAAAGAAACUCUUCAACUCUUUUACUAAUUUCAUGACGUUUUAGCGAA